CCAUUCUCCUCUCCUCCCAAUUUCUCCAUCCCCAACUCCCAAAACCAGCCCGCUCCUCCUCUUUUCUUUUCCUUCUUCUUUCCAUUCCUUCAUAGCUUUCUCCCACCCUCUCUACUCGCAGCCUCACGAACUUCUUCCAGAUCUUUUCCCCGCCUUGAGCCGCUCGCGCCGAGUCUCCCGAAUUCACAAUGGUUCUGCACAACCCCAACAACUGGCACUGGGUCAACAAGGACGUGUCGGAAUGGGCUAAGACGUGGUUUGAGAACAACCUCCUCAAGGUUGAGGCCGAGAACGGCGAUGUCAAGGCCAAGAUUAGCAAGAUCCAGAGCAUGGACGGCGAUGUCGACGUCAGCCAGCGCAAGGGCAAGGUGAUUACCAUCUUCGACGUCAAGCUGGUCCUGGAGUACUCUGGAUCCGCUCCGGGAGAGGACGACGUAUCGGGCACCAUCACCGUGCCUGAGGUCGCCCACGACACCGAAGAGGAUGAGUACGUGUUUGACGUAGACAUCUUUGCCGAGUCCAAGGAGAAGCAGCCCGUUAAGGACCUCGUCCGGUCCAAGCUUGUGCCCCAGCUGCGCGAGCAGUUCCAGAAGCUUGCUCCAGCACUGAUCGCUGAGCACGGCAAGGAUAUCCAGCAUGCCCCUGGCUCCAACCCGUCUAGCGGCUUCACGACCCCUAAGGUCCACCCACAGAACGUUGCCCAGAAGGUUGCUUCGACCUCGACCUCCCAGACCAGCGUUGGUGGUACCGUGAACACUGUCACUGUCACCGACAACGAGGAGUUCCGUACCACUGCCGACGAGCUGUACCAGACCUUUGUCGACCCCGGCCGACUGGCUGCCUUUACUCGGUCUCCUCUUAAGGGGUUCGAGGGCGCCAAGAAGGGCGGCAAGUUCGAGCUGUUUGGCGGAAACGUCACCGGCGAAUACCUUGAGCUCGAACCUGGCAAGAAGGUCGUGCAGAGCUGGCGCCUGGGCCAGUGGCCUGCCGGUCACUACUCCAAGCUCCAGAUCGAGUUUGACCAGAACGACGUCGACCACGUCACCGUUAUGCGUGUCACCUGGGACGGUGUCCCUGUCGGACAGGAGGACGUUACCAAGCGCAACUGGCUCGAGUACUACGUCAAGAGCAUUAAGCAGACCUUUGGCUUCGGCACCAUUUUGUAGACGAUCCCGCAAGGGUGACCAAACAGAGUCGGGGAGUCGGGGAACCACGGCGGAGGUGAAUUUGCAGAAUCAAUGCGCUCUAUCUGGGGGUAGUACCAGGGGAUCGAGGAAGCUACCAUGGUGGCGGGUGGAAGACGCACUCGCGUCUUCAGUGGUCUGCGCAAGGCCAAGGAGCGUGUGGAUAUGAUUACAAUGAGCGAUUUGAAUGAUGAAUAAUGGGUGGGCCUCCUUCAUUGGCCAAACAAGAUGACCUCGAUUGACGCCUCGAGUGAUUAUAUGUGAAGACUGUAUGUAAUUUGGAGGUUUCCAAGUUUAAGAUAAGUAUCUAUGUGUAAACCGAAAUCUAUUAACCG
This is a messenger RNA of Ilyonectria robusta, 1519 nucleotides long. RefSeq names its product activator of Hsp90 ATPase. Gene Ontology annotation, biological process: protein folding; positive regulation of ATP-dependent activity. Gene Ontology annotation, cellular component: cytosol. The record is from RefSeq and is a predicted model, not a curated record. The coding region runs from base 189 to 1166 and encodes 325 amino acids. NCBI's taxonomy places the organism in Eukaryota, Fungi, Ascomycota, Sordariomycetes, Hypocreales, Nectriaceae. Gene Ontology annotation, molecular function: protein-folding chaperone binding; ATPase activator activity. The transcript is spliced from 5 exons.